AUGGCGGACAACAACAAAAUUGGGUUGGUUGAUACCGGUGCCCGAAAGCAGUUGGCUGAACGGGACACUGGUUUGGAUGAUGAGAAAGUUUUUGGUUUGAAUUCUGCUGGGUGGUUGUUGUUCCAUUGGUGUUCAUCAGCCGUUUUUGUUGUUUUAUUGAAUCUGAAGCUGAUUCCUGUUACUGCUCCACUGUUGUUGGCCAUUGACUCCAUAUUUCUUUGUUUCUUUUUCGAUUUCCAGCUUUCUGUUAUGAGUUCAGCCUUACUACUUUGUUUUAUGGUGCUUUAUAGCUUAGUUCAGUUAGUAGCAGUAGUACCAGUAGUACCAGUAGUAGUACCAGUAGUACCAGCAGUAGCAGCAGUAGCAGCAGGAGCAGCAGGAGCAGGAGCAGCAGGAGCAGGAGCAGGAGCAGAAGCAGCAGGAGCAGCAGGAGCAGCAGCAGCAGCAGGAGCAGGAGCAGGAGCAGCAGCAGCAGGAGCAGCAGGAGCAGCAGCAGCAGCAGCAGGAUGGAAAUUUCGAACAAAAAUGCCUUUUCGAAGGUUCUGCGGCCGCACAAUUCCAUGUGCAGUCCGCACCUUUCUUCAACUUGACAGGAUUGGAACUUUGCGGCCGCAUAAUUCUGAACUGCAGCCGUAUUGCUCUCUUUUUGCUAUCCGCAUAAAAUGUUUUCGGCAUUGUAGCUUUUCUUCUGCGGCCGCACAAUAA
Molecule: messenger RNA, 705 nt
Organism: Nicotiana tabacum (common tobacco)
Lineage: Eukaryota; Viridiplantae; Streptophyta; Magnoliopsida; Solanales; Solanaceae
Source: RefSeq, a predicted model, not a curated record